This is a messenger RNA of Zasmidium cellare ATCC 36951, 792 nucleotides long. RefSeq lists its product as uncharacterized. The record is from RefSeq and is a predicted model, not a curated record. The transcript is spliced from 4 exons. Lineage: Eukaryota; Fungi; Ascomycota; Dothideomycetes; Mycosphaerellales; Mycosphaerellaceae. Bases 1 to 792 code for a protein of 263 amino acids.
AUGGUCGUCACGAGAGCCCCAACGCAGAGUCGACGGUGUCAGCCCUUAAGAACAUUAGCAUAUGGUGGCAGAGGCACGCGGACCCGACUCACGAGCUGGCGUCCUAGCAACGCUUACGGUCAGCAGUUGCUAUGUCGAGCAAGAACACGCCCGAAUUCAAGACAGUCUUUCAAUAGUUGGUGGACAACGCGAAGAGGGAACCUUAGCAAAGCGUUCACGCUUAAGCAGUACUUUCGAGUGCUCAAAAUGCGGUAUAAGGACUUGACCGGAAACGACCUUGACAGAGAACAAGUGAUAGACGUGAACAAUGCCUUUUUGAUGAUUAUACAUGUUAGUAGCGGUCUGCGCCCCAGCUCCAUGACCCGCACUCGUGCAACACGACAGGCCAGUGACAAAGAGCGUCGGUCGUCAGACUGCAAUGCGGAAGAUGACAGCGGCGAGGAGGAUGGCGAAAACUCAAGCAUGGACGACGCCGUCUCUAAGCUGCUAUCGAGAUCUGCAGUUGUCCGCCAUACGUACCAAGAGUGGGAUCCGAUACCUGGUCCAGCCAAGAUUUCGUCACUUCGAAGGGGAGACGCGAAGGGCACAACGUGGCCCGAUCAGGAUGACGUCUUGACUUUUCCCGUCUCGCACCUGCUCGCUCUUGCGCUCCAUGACAGUGCAUUCGCUGCAGGCAUCAACUCCGCCGCAGACUUCUUCAAGAUCGGAUUCCAGACGGCGACAACAUGCUGCCAUUCCCGUGGCGCCGCGAAGUCCUCGACAUCCCUGUCAUGCGAAAAACACCCGACUUGA